Molecule: messenger RNA, 1530 nt
Organism: Poecilia latipinna (sailfin molly)
Lineage: Eukaryota; Metazoa; Chordata; Actinopteri; Cyprinodontiformes; Poeciliidae
Exons: 6
Coding region: 51-1097 (348 amino acids)
Biological process (GO): response to bacterium
Source: RefSeq, a predicted model, not a curated record
AUAUAGUAAACAGAAUUAACUGUGGCAUUGAGUUGAUAAACGCCCUCAAUAUGUACGCUGCCUUUUUCAUCCUGCUGAUGCUCCAAGUUGAAUAUGCUGAGAACUUUGUGAUAACAACUGUUGCUGUUGGAGAAAAUGCGACUUUCUCUUGCAAACGACAUUCAUCUGGGCCUGUUGGAUAUCUCUUUUGGAUAAGACUCAUCCCUGGGAAAAUGCCUGAUAUAUUAGGCUCAACAUUUACUUUUAAUUAUCCCGAAUCAAACACAUAUUCUCGCAUUUCAACCAAACAAGAACCUGGGAGUUUUGUUCUACACUUAGCAAGAACAAGGCUAAGUGACACAGCAUUUUAUUUUUGCUUAAGGACACAAGAACACAACCUUACUUUCUUAAAUGGAACAUUACUCAGAAUAAAAGAAUCAGAACCUGAUGUUACUGUAGUCACUCAAGACUCUCUAUCUGAUGCAGUUCAUGAAGGGGAAUCUGUGAGUCUGCAUUGUUCAGUUCUCUCUCAGUCAGAGAAGAAAACAUGUCCAGAGGAACGCAAAGUCUUCUGGUUCCGAGUCUCUUCACCACAGUCACGUCCCAGUUUAAUAUAUGCUCAAAAUCAGGGUGAUGGUAAAUGUGGAGACGAUCCUGAGUCUCAGUCUGGACAGAGUUGCGUCUUUAACUUUGUGAAAGACAACAUCAGCUCCUCCGACACUGGAACCUAUUACUGUGCUCUGGCUGCAUGUGGAAUGGUAGUUUUUGGAAAUGGCACAAAACUGGAGUUUCAAGAUGACAGCAUAAAUAAUUCACAGAGGAACAUCACUCUCCUCCUUCUGCUAUGUGGAAUCUUGGUUUUGUUGCUGAUUGCUACGGCCCUACUUGUCUAUUUGAUUAGGAAAAAAUGUUGUCACUUUUCCAAAGGUCCUGAGUUUCCAGGCAGAAAUGCUGCAGUAGUUUGUGGGCAAUUACAAAAUCAGCAGAGAAGUGAAGACUCUGUAGUUUAUUCUACAGCAGCUUUUACCCAGAGAAACGAUGACCGAGUGGGCAGGGUUAAGGCAAGAAGAAAAGAAGGUACCAUCUACAGUGAUGUCAGGAUCUUUGAUAAAGAAUAAAACCCUAAACCAUGGAUUCAAGGAUCCUUUUAGACUACUGUUUUAUUUGUUUUUUUUUUGUUUGUUUUUUUUUUUGCUUGGCAUGCCAAAAAAAAAAAACUUUGCAGUCUUUUGCAUUUAACACAGUAUAUUAGCUUAAUAAAUACUUUCACCAGGUUAAAGAUCUUUUAAUGUGUAUUCAAUUUUAUUGUGUUUCAUUUAAAAGCCGUGUAUCCUUUUUGGUUUGUGUUAAAAGUUAAAGUGACUGAUGUUCAUCUGCCCAAAAUAUGUUUUAAAAAAAUAGUGCAGCUUCAUGUUUUUCUGCACUUUUUUGUUUCUUUAGUAAUGCAACAUAAUACACUGUAUGAUGAAUUGCGUAUGUAUGGAAUGUUUUCAAGAGAGUAAAAGUUGUUGUAAGUGUGACCAAAAACAAAAAAAUAUCACUACAACAACC